Arctia plantaginis is the source of this 780-nucleotide messenger RNA. The record is from the annotation of a GenBank genome assembly. NCBI's taxonomy places the organism in Eukaryota, Metazoa, Arthropoda, Insecta, Lepidoptera, Erebidae.
AUGUGGCAGGAGUGGAAUGACUACAACCUCAGGUGGAACGACAGCGAGUACGGGGGAGUCAAGGACCUCAGGAUUACCCCCAACAAACUAUGGAAGCCAGACGUGCUCAUGUACAAUAGAAUGAUAGCUAAGAUAGAGUUUGUAUUGGUGUAUAGUGCUGACGAAGGUUUUGACGGGACGUACCAGACCAACGUGGUGGUCAGAAACAACGGCAGUUGCCUGUACGUGCCCCCUGGCAUUUUCAAGAGCACAUGCAAGAUAGACAUCACUUGGUUCCCCUUCGACGACCAACAUUGUGACAUGAAGUUCGGUAGCUGGACAUAUGAUGGCAACCAGUUGGAUCUCGUGCUAAAAGACGAGGCAGGAGGUGACCUUUCUGAUUUUAUCACAAAUGGAGAGUGGUAUUUGAUAGGAAUGCCAGGCAAAAAGAACACGAUAACCUACGCCUGCUGCCCAGAACCCUACGUUGACGUGACCUUCACCAUCAUGAUCAGAAGAAGGACCUUGUACUACUUUUUUAACUUGAUUGUACCCUGUGUGCUCAUAUCCUCAAUGGCACUUCUUGGGUUCACGUUGCCACCUGACUCCGGAGAAAAACUAACCCUCGGAGUCACUAUUCUUCUAUCGCUGACGGUGUUCCUCAACCUGGUAGCUGAGACCCUGCCACAGGUCUCCGACGCUAUCCCCCUGUUAGGUACACUACCCAAACCUAACCCACACCGUUCGUCCAUCCCGCUUAACUCCCACAUUUAUGUUUACUUCAUAGUCAUUACCUCUUAG